CUCCCCCGCUGCCCCUCCCCCGCCCCGCGAACGAGCGAGCGUCCUCCGCGGCUGAGGCGGCAGAGAUUGGAAUCUGCUUGCCCGCCGCGCGGAGGAGGAGGAGGAGGAGGGCGGAGGGAGGAGGGAAGGGCGGGGAGGGAGGCUCGAGCUCCCGCGCGUCGGCCCCGCGCGAGACGACGACUGUACGGCCGCGCGAGGGGCGACCGGGCCCGGGCCGCUGCACGCCGAGGGCGGAGGCCGAGCCGGGCCCCGCCGCCCCGCGGCUGUCCGUGCCCGCCCGCGCCGAGCGCCGGAGGAUGAGUUUCUCGGGAUCCCGCAGAUUUAUGAAAAUAUGCAUCGCUUUGAUACUGUCUUGGAAUUCAUGAGAUGGAAGCAUAGGUCAAAGCUGUUCGGAGAAAUUGGAACUACAGUUUUAUCUAGCCACAUCUCUGAGAAUUCUGAAGAAAGCAGCAGGUGAAAGUCAUUGCCAAGUGAUUUUGUUCUGUAAGGAAGCCUCCCUCAUUCACUUACACCAGUGAGACAGCAGGACCAGUCAUUCAAAGGGCCGUGUACAGGACGCGUGCGAAUCAGACAAUGACUCAGCUAUACACUUACAUCAGAUUACUGGGAGCCUGUCUGUUCAUCAUUUCUCAUGUUCAAGGGCAGAAUCUAGAUAGUAUGCUCCAUGGCACUGGUAUGAAAUCAGACUUGGACCAGAAGAAGCCAGAAAAUGGAGUGACUUUAGCACCAGAGGAUACCUUGCCUUUCUUAAAGUGCUAUUGCUCAGGACACUGCCCAGAUGAUGCUAUUAAUAACACAUGCAUAACUAAUGGCCAUUGCUUUGCCAUUAUAGAAGAAGAUGAUCAGGGAGAAACCACAUUAACUUCUGGGUGUAUGAAGUAUGAAGGCUCUGAUUUUCAAUGCAAGGAUUCACCGAAAGCCCAGCUACGCAGGACAAUAGAAUGUUGUCGGACCAAUUUGUGCAACCAGUAUUUGCAGCCUACACUGCCCCCUGUUGUUAUAGGUCCGUUCUUUGAUGGCAGCAUCCGAUGGCUGGUUGUGCUCAUUUCCAUGGCUGUCUGUAUAGUUGCUAUGAUCAUCUUCUCCAGCUGCUUUUGCUAUAAGCAUUAUUGUAAGAGUAUCUCAAGCAGGGGUCGUUACAACCGUGAUUUGGAACAGGAUGAAGCAUUUAUUCCAGUAGGAGAAUCAUUGAAAGACCUGAUUGACCAGUCCCAAAGCUCUGGGAGUGGAUCUGGAUUGCCUUUAUUGGUUCAGCGAACUAUUGCCAAACAGAUUCAGAUGGUUCGGCAGGUUGGUAAAGGCCGCUAUGGAGAAGUAUGGAUGGGUAAAUGGCGUGGUGAAAAAGUGGCUGUCAAAGUGUUUUUUACCACUGAAGAAGCUAGCUGGUUUAGAGAAACAGAAAUCUACCAGACGGUGUUAAUGCGUCAUGAAAAUAUACUUGGUUUUAUAGCUGCAGACAUUAAAGGCACUGGUUCCUGGACUCAGCUGUAUUUGAUUACUGAUUACCAUGAAAAUGGAUCUCUCUAUGACUUCCUGAAAUGUGCCACACUAGACACCAGAGCCCUACUCAAGUUAGCUUAUUCUGCUGCUUGUGGUCUGUGCCACCUCCACACAGAAAUUUAUGGUACCCAAGGGAAGCCUGCAAUUGCUCAUCGAGACCUGAAGAGCAAAAACAUCCUUAUUAAGAAAAAUGGAAGUUGCUGUAUUGCUGACCUGGGCCUAGCUGUUAAAUUCAACAGUGAUACAAAUGAAGUUGACAUACCCUUGAAUACCAGGGUGGGCACCAAGCGGUACAUGGCUCCAGAAGUGCUGGAUGAAAGCCUGAAUAAAAACCAUUUCCAGCCCUACAUCAUGGCUGACAUCUAUAGCUUUGGUUUGAUCAUUUGGGAAAUGGCUCGUCGUUGUAUUACAGGAGGAAUCGUGGAGGAAUAUCAAUUACCAUAUUACAACAUGGUGCCCAGUGACCCAUCCUAUGAGGACAUGCGUGAGGUUGUGUGUGUGAAACGCUUGCGGCCAAUCGUGUCUAACCGCUGGAACAGCGAUGAAUGUCUUCGAGCAGUUUUGAAGCUAAUGUCAGAAUGUUGGGCCCAUAAUCCAGCCUCCAGACUCACAGCUUUGAGAAUCAAGAAGACACUUGCAAAAAUGGUUGAAUCCCAGGAUGUAAAGAUUUGACAAUUAAACAAUUUUGAGGGAGAAUUUAGACUGCAAGAACUUCUUCACCCAAGGAAUGGGUGGGAUUAGCAUGGAAUAGGAUGUUGACUUGGUUUCCAGACUCCUUCCUCUACAUCUUCACAGGCUGCUAACAGUAAACCUUACCGUACUCUACAGAAUACAAGAUUGGAACUUGGAACUUCAAACAUGUCAUUCUUUAUAUAUGGACAGCUUUGUUUUAAAUGUGGGGUUUUUUUGUUUUGCUUUUUUUGUUUUGUUUUGGUUUUGAUGCUUUUUUGGUUUUUAUGAACUGCAUCAAGACUCCAAUCCUGAUAAGAAGUCUCUGGUCAACCUCUGGGUACUCACUAUCCUGUCCAUAAAGUGGUGCUUUCUGUGAAAGCCUUAAGAAAAUUAAUGAGCUCAGCAGAGAUGGAAAAAGGCAUAUUUGCCUUCUACCAGAGAAAACAUCUGUCUGUGUUCUGUCUUUGUAAACAGCCUAUAGAUUAUGAUCUCUUUGGGAUACUGCCUGGUUUAUGAUGGUGCACCAUACCUUUGAUAUGCAUACCAGAAUUCUCUGCUGCCCUAGGGCUUAGAAGACAAGAAUGUAAAGGUUGCACAGGAAGGUAUUUGUGGCCAGUGGUUUAAAUAUGCAAUAUCUAGUUGACAAUCGCCAAUUUCAUAAAAGCCAUCCACCUUGUAACUGUAGUAACUUCUCCACUGACUUUAUUUUUAGCAUAAUAGUUGUGAAGGCCAAACUCCAUGUAAAGUGUCCAUAGACUUGGACUGUUUUCCCCCAGUCACCAUUUUGUUCUCCUUUUGGUAAUUAUUUUUGUUAUAAAAAGCCACCUAUCCAGAAUUGGAGCUCUCUGUCUUGAACCAUACUUUGAAAGAAACGCCUCUUCCGUACUGCAUCUGAUCACAAUGUGCAUACCUAUGAUCAAAUUCUGGAGUCUUUGUUCUCGGUACCUCCUAAAAAGGAAAGUUGAUUCUUGUGUAACAUGCUUUUAUUUUCAGAACCUGCACAGCUGUCAUUCUAGCCAUGUUUUACCUACACACUCAGUUCUAUACAAGACAGCCCAUACACUCUGUCUCACAUCUGAUCCUUGGUGGGAAGUGUUUUAAAGUAGAACUAUGUAUGAAUUUCAGAAUUCAUGCAUUUUAAAACUUCACUAAGAUAUUGUCUCAUAUCUUUAUGAGAAUGUCAGCUGACUUUUCAACUAACAGUAAAUGUAUUUUAGAUAUCUAAAUCUUUUGAAAUUUGGUUUUACAAUUUCUGGUCCCUAAUUGUGAAGACAAGAGGCAGAAGUACCCAGUCACUACCCAUAUUUACACUGAACGUUAUUAAAUAAAAUGAUGUGUAUUUUAUUAUAAAAUAAAUAUAGGCCUUGUUAUCUCAAAAAACAGAUCUGGUUCAAACUUAUUAUACCAAUAUCAUACUAUUUAAAUGUUCUAAGUAAACAAGCCAUGUGAGCAUCAAGUGGCAUUGGCUCUUUGGAUGAAACAUAAACUUAAGGUGAUUGUAUCAACACAUAGAGUGACUGAAAUUAAAUGGGAGGCAGGUAGAGCAUAUGUCCAUCUGUCCACCUACAGGCAUGACUAAACUACAGCUCAUAUUCCACAAAUUUGAGAUUUGUCUUGCCUGGUUUGUUUAGUGAGUCUCAUCUGAUGUACCUAAAGCCUGAGAGUACUGAGGUCUGAUUUUAUAUCUUUCCUGAAUAAACUAAAUCUUUUUUGUCACUUAUCAUCUUAAUGAUAUACCUAAGGAAUAAUUCUUUGGCAUGUUUCAGUUGUGUGUGGCAGCCACUGUAAUGACUCUUCUCUAAGAAAGGCUGUCAGGAGUUAAUUAUAAGGCAGGCAGUGAGCGCUCUAGUCACUGCCUUCCCACGCUGCCAUCACUGCAUUCAUGGGAAUCAGUGACGUUCUCGAAAUGGCAAACGCUGCUGCUUUUCCUUAUUUGGAAUCCUAAAAUCAAAAGUUGCAUUAAACUUACUGUGUUCUCUUCUCCCUCUCAGCCAUAAAUGUAAAAUUCAGUAAGUAAAAAUAUUUAAAGAGUGUAUCAGCCCUUUGGCCAGUGAGAUAGCUCAGUAGAUAAAGGCAUUUGCUGCCAAGUCCUCAACCUCAAUUCAGACUCUGGGGGACACAUGGCGAAGGGAGGAGCCAACUACCCCAUCAUUGUCCUCUGACUUCCACACACUCCAUGGCUUGCGCCCCUCCCCACAGACACACACCAUGUACUCCACAAAAGUAGUUUAAAGGAAAAAAAGAAUAGAACCCACUGUGUAAUGGAAUAAGUAUUAUGUAGUUACUUAACAACUUGUAAAAAUCUGGAAACUAUGAUUUGGUUCCCCUUUGAAUCUAGAGUUUAAAAAACAGAUGGCUAAAAUCAGCCAUCAUUUAAAUAAUUAAAAAUAAAAGCCCCAAACCCCAAACUGCCUAAAUAAAUACCAAGUAAUCCAGGAAGCCGUCAUGUGUGGUUUGUAUGACCAGUAGUUCUCUGGUACAGAGCAUGUUAAGAUUUGCCCCAGCCUGAUUCUCUGAGGUCUCUGCAUUACUGAGUACUGUUCUGAGUAUAAAAUCUGAACUGAUUUCUCUAGAAAUACUGUAACAAAAAGGUAUUUUAGUCAGCAUGUUAUGUUAACCCUUCCACUGUCUAGAAACUUGAAUAAGCACAUAAAGACACCUUUUGCUGUCAUCAUCUGUUGUCCUGGAAUGUGCCAGUUUUAAUUUAUUCAUUCUAAUGAUAUUCAAUUUGCUUUUCUUUUUUAGAUGUUUUUCUUGUUUAGAGUAAAAGGACGAAUUUUUCAAGAACCUUGCAUCUCUGAUUUGGCCUAAGGUCAAAUUGGAUAUUGAGUAGUCUAUUCCAGGGCAGAUUUCCUAAGCAAUACUUGUCUUUUCAGCUAUGUAUUGUUUUGAAAUGUUUCCAUUUCAACAGAGGUGUAAGUCAUGUGAAAAGAAAGGUGGUGUAGCCCUUGUGGUAAUGACACAAGUUGACUUGCGUCAGAUGUUAAGCAGGGACAGUUCUCCCACCUCCUGGCUGUAAGGAGUGGAAACUAGGCAAGCAGUGUAUCAGUCCACAGAGGACAGGAAGGGUCAUCCCAUAAAGAAAGCCUGUGAGUAUGGCUUUGGCAAAAAAUUAGACAUAAUACUGUCCUUUUAGGUUGUGCUCUGUUCUUUCCUUUCAGUGGAAUUAUUUAAGCUCUUUAGUGGCCUUUGUUUUUCCCACUUAAAAACUAAAAUGUAGCAUAUAUUGUAUAAAAUGGAAAUAUUAAUAGCUUAGGGAAACUGUACAUAAGGCAUUGACAGGUUUAAAAAAAGCAUUUUUAUUAUGCAGUUGUAAAACACCAAAAAUAUAGAUUCAUCUUGAUAUGUAACACUAAGUGUAUUUUGUACAGCAUCUGAUUUGAAAGGUGCCUUAUGAAGUUUACCAUUAAUUGCUUUGUUCUAUAUACAGAUUAUGUCCAAUGUAUCAUUUUUCAGUAAAUAACCUUAUUUUAGUAUACUUCA
This is a messenger RNA of Mus musculus (house mouse), 5655 nucleotides long. RefSeq names its product bone morphogenetic protein receptor, type 1A (gene Bmpr1a). Gene Ontology annotation, molecular function: protein serine/threonine kinase activity; protein kinase activity; transforming growth factor beta receptor activity, type I. The record is from RefSeq and is a predicted model, not a curated record. NCBI's taxonomy places the organism in Eukaryota, Metazoa, Chordata, Mammalia, Rodentia, Muridae. Gene Ontology annotation, cellular component: cell surface; plasma membrane; dendrite. The transcript has 13 exons. Gene Ontology annotation, biological process: anti-Mullerian hormone receptor signaling pathway; angiogenesis; cellular response to BMP stimulus. The coding region runs from base 574 to 2172 and encodes 532 amino acids.